CUCCUCCUUCUUUCUUACAGAAGCAGCUGAGUUUAGCUCUGCUGAACUUCACCUCCUGCUUCACUUGGCUCUAACAUCAGCACACUUCUUCUCCCUUUCCCCAUUUUUUUAGCUGUGGGCACAUUUGGAAACGAGUUUCUGCCUGUGAACAUGGCGAUGGUCAGCUUGUUACUGAGCAUCCUCUCUGUUUCAGGAGCUUUGGCUCAAUGUUCCAGGAAUCCAGACCUCUUCAUUACUGCACCACAGAAGAUGGAAGCACUGAGAGGAUCUUGUUUGCAAAUCCCAUGUACCUUUAGACCUGAAUCUGAAGGCUUUGACAGUAACAGAGCUUCCUUUGGAGUGUGGAUUAAAAACGACUCCAGAUUUGACCAGAAUCGGGACAACGUGAUUUUCAAUGGUACUGGGACAGUGAACAAAUAUGCAGCAAACAUCACUGGAAACCUGAGUCAGAAAAACUGCACCACUCUGUUUUCCAGUUUAACCACAGCUAACACAGACAGUUACUUCUUCAGAAUCGAGAACGAGCGGUUCAAGGCGACAGCUUCGUGUCACCCUGUUCAAAUAAAUGUUCGAGAUUCUGCUCCGAGCCCCAGGAUUCACAUCUCAGGUGAUCAGAAGGAGAAUGAGUCUGUGGGUAUCACCUGCUCAGCUGUCUCUCCCUGUCCACAGUCCCCUCCCACACUCUCCUGGACUCUCCGACAUGAGUCUCAGAACAAACUGGAGCAAAACACAGAUGGAACCUUUACAGUUAAAAUCCAGGAGACCAUCACUCUGUCAGACAAAGAUGAUGGACGCAGCAUCUCCUGCUCUGCCAUGUAUCCUGUGAAUGAAGGGACAGGUGUCUCACCAGCAGAGGGCAAAGUGACUCUCAGUGUCUCAUAUGUCCCCAAGGACACCUCAGCAUCCAUCAGUCCAUCAGGUGGGGUGUCAGCAGGUACCCGGGUGAACCUGACCUGCUCCAGCAGAGCCAAUCCUCCCAUCAGCCGCUUCACCUGGUUCAAGCAGACCACAGGUGGAUCCAUCAAUGUAUCUGAACGAGACAUUUACAGUUUCAACGCCACAGAUGAAGGAGUUUAUUUCUGCGUGGCCACCAACGCCCUCGGUAAUCAGACGUCACCAACGAUCCGUCUGAAUUUUAACGAUUCUGCUCCGAGCCCCAGGAUUCACAUCUCAGGAUCUGAUGAUCUGAAGGAGAAUGAGUCUGUGGGUAUCACCUGCUCAGCUGUCUCUCCCUGUCCACACUCCCCUCCCACACUCAACUGGACUCUUAGACAUGAGUCUCAGAACAAACUGGAGCAAAACACAGAUGGAACCUUUACAGUUAAAAUCCAGGAGACCAUCACUCUGUCAGACAAAGAUGAUGGACGCAGCAUCUCCUGCUCUGCCAUGUAUCCUGUGAAUGAAGGGACAGGUGUCUCACCAGCAGAGGGCAAAGUGACUCUCAGUGUCUCAUAUGCCCCCAAGGACACCUCAGCAUCCAUCAGUCCAUCAGGUGUGGUGUCAGCAGGUAACCUGACCUGCUCCAGCAGAGCCAAUCCUCCCAUCAGCCGAUUCACCUGGUUCAAGCAGAUCCCAGGUGGAUCCAUCAAUGUAUCUGAAGAUGGCGUUUAUGGUUUCAACGCCACAGAUGAAGGAGUUUAUUUCUGCGUGGCCACCAACGCCCUCGGUAAUCAGACGUCACCAACGAUCCGUCUGAAUCUGAACGGUUCAGCUGAUGGUAGAUGGGAACCAGUUCUUGGAGGAAUCUUUGGCAUCAUCCUUCUCGUCUGCCUGGGUCUCUGGGUUUGGCGUUUAAAGAUGCAUCCAGCUGCACAGAAGACUCAGAGUCAAACAGCUGAAGAGCUGCCCGCUGAAGACUCAGCCCGGAAAACAGAGGAGGAGAACAUCCACUACGGAGAGAUCAACUUCUCCAGGCUGAGACCUGAACCGUCCUCUGUCUCGCUGCAGGACAGUGGACAGCAGCAGGACACGGUGUAUGCACAGGUCAACGUGUCCCAGACAGGAAAGAGACCCACACAGACCGCUGACGGCCCAGAGGACAUCUACUCUCAAGUGAAGAAAAAAUGAGUGUAGUUUGGUCUGUGUGCAGACAGAGGUCACGUCUGAGCAGAGUUCAUGUUAAACGUGUUUUUAUUUUUAUUUAAACAGUAAAUUUUUCUGUCAGUUCAUGUAAAAUAAGUCUCUGGCUUCUUACGUCAGUUAUCAACAUCCUCAUAUUCAUGUGUUCACCUCACACAGCUUCAAAUAGACAAACUAGCUGGUGACAGUGAAACAUUUCGCUGACGAACUAACUUGAUCUUGGUGCUUUACCUCCCCCUGCUGGACAGGCUGAGUCCUGAUGGUGUAUUUACUUCAGUGUUUCUGAUUCUUUCUCCUUCUCCACAGAAAAAUAUCAACACUCCACAUCAGUUAUGUGACAGUUACGAUACACAUAUGUAUCAGAGAAACGGCUUCACCUCUUGUACAUGAGGCUAAAGAAGAAACAGAACGUUUCACUUUCCCCAAAUCGUCUUUUAAUAUUUAGGAAGUGUUUCAUUCAAACGUCUCUUCCUCACCGAAUCACUUUUACAGGAAAUAAAAACUUGAUUGCUUCACACAAGAGCAGAAGCUUUACACACUUAAACAGUGUCACUGAAACGGAACAACACUGUGAUGCACGGUUACAGAUUCAGUCCCACUGGGACCAUCGCCGACAAAGCUCUCAUCAUACAGUCAGUACAAAGGUGAACGGCUGAAUGUGCCAAUGUGAUUCGAGUGUUUGACUUUCUGUGAUUAAAACGGAAAAGUUUGAGUCCGGGUGAAGUCGGUGUAGAUGUGAACAUACUGUACAAUAAAAGAGUGUAAUUUACAACCUGCACUGAGUGUGACUCCAUCACCGAGUUAAGACAGACAAACAAACAAUCAAACAAUCAAACAAAC
Messenger RNA from Toxotes jaculatrix (banded archerfish), 2919 nucleotides. RefSeq names its product sialoadhesin-like. The record is from RefSeq and is a predicted model, not a curated record. Bases 151 to 2067 code for a protein of 638 amino acids. Lineage: Eukaryota; Metazoa; Chordata; Actinopteri; Toxotidae. The transcript is spliced from 10 exons.